Messenger RNA from Magnolia sinica, 1262 nucleotides. RefSeq names its product protein TIC 21, chloroplastic-like. The transcript is spliced from 4 exons. The record is from RefSeq and is a predicted model, not a curated record. The coding region runs from base 50 to 919 and encodes 289 amino acids. NCBI's taxonomy places the organism in Eukaryota, Viridiplantae, Streptophyta, Magnoliopsida, Magnoliales, Magnoliaceae.
CUCCCGCUGCAUUCACUUCCUUUCAAUUCAGACCACACGGCUAAUAGCGAUGCAGAUGACGCUGCAGCUGCCCGCGAUCCGAUCCAACGGCUCAGGGGCAGUGGUGGCCACUGUUUCUUCUCUCUCUCGAUUCCCUCCAACCUUCAAAAACGGCAGCAGCAAAAUUCUCCCCUCCCCUUCUUAUCAUUCUCACCAUUACCCCCUUUCUUUUCCCAAAUUCCCCAUUUUAUCCUCUUCUUCUUUCCUUGGGUUUUCCUUUAAGAACCGGAAAACUAUAACCGCUGCUUCUUCCUAUCCUUUCUCUUCUCCCGACCCAGAUUCUGAAGGGGCAAAAUUGGCACAGGUUUCAAAGAGAUUAGCAAAUACUUCUAGACAUUUCAAACGGUUGGGUAGUCUAGGAUUUUGGAGUCAGUUAGUGUGCACUGUGGUGGCUGCUGGAAUUCUCUCAUUCUCUGCAGUUGUUAAUGGGAAGAUCACGUCACCAUUUACAUUCUACGCCACUGCGGGUGGUAUUGCGGCAGCAUUUGUGUCAGCGUUUUGGUCAUUCGGCUACAUUCGUCUGUCUGACCAGCUUCGAAGAACUGCAAAUGAACCAACAAAGGCUCCUCCUCGUGUUCAAGUUGUAAAGAGCUUAAAAAAUGGUACGAUGCUAAACAUUCUCGGGAUGGGUGCUGCAAUUCUAGGCAUGCAAGCUACUGUUGGGUUAUUGGUUGCAAAGGCCCUUACUUCAUCUGUAGUUCCAUACUACCAAGGGACCUCCCCCGUCUACGGUCCCGUUUUAGCGUUAGAUGUAUUCUUAGUGCAGGCAUCAGCCAACACCAUCCUUUCUCAUUUCUUGGGCCUUGUUUUCUCACUUGAACUGCUGCGUUCAGUGACAUUGCCACCCACAGAAGGUAGUGUGAUUCCGAGAACAGUUUAGGAUUCCUGUCCCUGACGGUGAAAUAAAAUCGACCCUGGUUGUUGGGAAUUCUGUUUGUUAGUGUGCAUAUUACAUUCCAUGCAUGCUUCUAUUCAUUGCUCCAGUGCUGAAAAUGCAGUCGGCGCUUUCCUGUAAGGGUCAACAGACAUGGGGUCCAUUCCAAGUUCCAGAGCUCCCCCUUUGAAUGUUUAGCAUCGCAUAAUUGCAGUUAUCUCUUGAAAGGAUGAAACUAUGGGACCAAGUCAUGCACAAUAUGUUCUUAUUUGGAACAGACUGAUUUUAGAGGCAUCCCUUCAACUUGAACUAUAUCAUCUUUAAUGGAAAAUCAGUGAACUAAUUAUUG